UAUUGCUUACGACUAACCUUACAAGAAAGGAGGUGUGUCCAAAUGGCUAAAAUGGCGUCGUAUUCUGAGGACCAGUUGGCCGGUGAGUGAAAUCUUAUUUGAAUUGAGGUCGAAGACUUGCCUAGUUUUUAAGUUUUACCUUAUUUGGACAUGAAUUGAAAGUUAGUUUCUUGCAGCAAUUGUGUUUCUGAUUUGAUUUGAUGUUGAAUGUUUAGUGUGCGUUCCGCCUUCGGUUUGUUCAGUCAAUAAUUUCUCAUCUAGUAAAUACCCUUUUGAAAAAAUGUACGGUUUUGAAAUAGUGCAUAAGGUAAUGACUUCAGUGGAAGAGUUCCAGGAGGCCUUCCAGCUGUUUGAUAGCAGGGGUGACAAUAAAAUCCACGUAUCUCAGAUCGGAGAUGCAUUGAGAGCUCUUGGUCAGAAUCCUACCGAAUCUGAUGUCAAGAAAUUCGCUCAUCAACAUAAACCAGAUGAGAGAAUAAGCUUCGAAGUUUUCUUGCCCAUUUACCAAGCCAUUUCCAAGGCUAGAACAAGCGAUACUGCCGAUGAUUUCAUUGAAGGGCUGAGACACUUCGACAAGGAUGGAAAUGGCUUCAUUUCAUCCGCCGAGCUUCGCCAUCUGUUGACAACUUUGGGUGAAAAACUGCUUGAUGAGGAAGUUGAGCAACUUCUGGCUGGACAAGAAGACUCUCAGGGCAACGUUAAUUACGAAGAGUUUGUCAACAUGAUUAUGUCUGGUUAAUCGAUUAUUUUAGAGUUGAUAAUCACUGGUUCAUAACAUUUCAUAUUAGGGUUAAUAAUAAUAUUGAAUCUUCACUUAUUCACUUAUAUUGGCAUUUUUACUCUUAUUGCAUGGUUCUAUUCAUUUCAGUUGGCAAUAUCUAAGAGUAUUGAGUACCAACCUGGAUAUAUAAUUCCAUCAGUCUUGUUUACAUCCCUGGUAUAUCACCAAGAAAUGGAAAUAUCCUUUAUUAGAUGGAGUCAGAACUUUCAAGUCCUAAUCUUGAAUCGAGCUUGCUCAGAUACCUUUACAAAUGAUUCAUUGGGGAUAUUGCCACAACAUUUUUAUCACUGAUUACAAUAGUAGUCCUCUUAUUUUUUAAUGUUUAAACCAAAUUAGUAUUUAGAAAUAAUUUUCAUUUUUAUUACCGUAAUGUAUCGAUAUUAUUCAUUUGGAGUUGGUUAAACUGAUUUUCCAAUCUUCUUCUUUGGUUUUAAUUUUUUCUAACACCUAGUGUUGUGAUAAUCGUUGUUUAUCUGUUAUUUACAAUAAUUUAAAACUCGUAUCACCUACAGUAAUGUGCUGUAGGCUUGCAGGUUGGGUUCAAGGCAUUCCUUCAAAAUUGAUUCCAAUAUCUUGACUGAAUCUAUGUUUGGAUAAAAAUUGUUCUUUUUGUACUUGUAUAACAAGCAUUUUUUAAUUUUCAUUUCAAUUAUUUUAGAUGGCUUCAAUUAACAGUUGAAACUGCACAUUUAAGUUCUGUAUUGAAUUGAUGUUUUAUUUUAAUAUUGUGUUUAAAAAAAAUAUUUUAAUUUAUAUUACGAAAUCAUAAAGAAAACUUUUUAUGUUAUAAAUUCACAAGCCAUGCUAUAUAGUACUUAUUUUUCAUUCAUAUUAUAAAUAUUCCUUUUAAAUGUAUUAUGCUUGUUAAAUAAUUAUAAUUUAUUCAUAAAUUAUUAACCUUUUUAUCAUAUUUAUAUACUGCAGACUUUGAGUGAAAUUUCUUGAAUUCUGAAAUUAUAAAAAAUAUUUUAUGCAAUAAAUGUUUAUAUUCUUUGUAUA
Messenger RNA from Nilaparvata lugens (brown planthopper), 1780 nucleotides. RefSeq names its product myosin-2 essential light chain (gene Mlc-c). Gene Ontology annotation, cellular component: myosin II complex. The coding region runs from base 281 to 739 and encodes 152 amino acids. Gene Ontology annotation, molecular function: calcium ion binding; myosin heavy chain binding. NCBI's taxonomy places the organism in Eukaryota, Metazoa, Arthropoda, Insecta, Hemiptera, Delphacidae. The transcript is spliced from 5 exons. The record is from RefSeq and is a predicted model, not a curated record.